Calypte anna (Anna's hummingbird) is the source of this 3107-nucleotide messenger RNA. RefSeq names its product DNA repair protein complementing XP-G cells. Gene Ontology annotation, biological process: nucleotide-excision repair. The transcript is spliced from 13 exons. Gene Ontology annotation, cellular component: nucleus. Gene Ontology annotation, molecular function: DNA endonuclease activity; single-stranded DNA binding. The record is from RefSeq and is a predicted model, not a curated record. NCBI's taxonomy places the organism in Eukaryota, Metazoa, Chordata, Aves, Apodiformes, Trochilidae. The coding region runs from base 87 to 3017 and encodes 976 amino acids.
CAGUGAUUCCAGGAAAACUGCAGAGAAACUCUUGAAAACACUAUUGAAGAGACAGGUUAUCAAAACUGCACUUGAAGGCAAAAGCAAUGAAGCAUUCCCCCAGUAUUACACAAGUUCGGAGAGCAGAAAUUGAUGAUAUGUAUGUAUUGCCUUCUUUAGAGGAUGGAAGAGGGAAGAACAGCUCAGAGGAGGAAGAGGAAAAUGAAUGGAAAGAAAGAAUGAGCCAAAAACAGAUGUUGCAUGAAGAGUUAUGUGAAAAUCCUCAUUCUGUAGAUAUUGAGUCAGAAGAGUUCAACAAGCUGCCUCCAGAAAUCAAACAUGAGAUCCUGACUGAAAUGAAAGAAUUUACAAAGCGUAAAAGAACGUUAUUUGAAGCAAUGCCAGAGGAGUCCAAUGACUUUUCCCAGUACCAGCUUAGGGGAUUGCUUAAGAAAAGCAGCCUCAAUCGGUGCAUAGAAAAUGUACAAAAAGAACUGAAUCAGCAGCACUCAGGUGAAAUCCAAACACAGUAUGAAAAUGAAGGUGGUUUUGUGAAAGAAGUGGAAACUAGGAGGGUAGUCUCUGAAGACACUUCUCACUAUAUCCUAAUAAAAGGUAUUCAAGCAAAAGAAGCUACAAGCAGAGACUUGGAAACUGCUGCAGGUUCCUCAUCAAAAAUGGUUGAAUUUGCUAAAUUGAAUAAAAGCAGUGAAUCUCCUGCUAGUGCAAAUCCAGUUGGCUCUGACAAGUGUCAGGCAGACAAGGAUAAGAGUGUGGUGGCAGCACCUCCCUCUCCCCGGACUUUGCUUGCUAUUCAGGCAGCUAUGGUGGAAAGCAGCUCAGAGGACGAACUGGGGGAUGAAGAUACAGGACAACUGAAAGUAGACUUGUCUGUAACAGAGGAAGGCAGGGUGUCUCCAAGAACAUUAAGGGCAAUUCAGGAAGCUCUGAGUGAUGAUAGUAAAAGGGAGAAAGUUGUUAGAACUGAUGCAGUGCUACCAGAAAGGUCAGAAGUAAAAGACUUCCUGCUCAGCAGCUCUGAUGAGGAAGAUCAGAUUCCCGAAGUUAAGGAGGAAAAAAAAAAACCUACAUCUACAAUUUGUUCAUCAAACCAACUGAUUAUGCAAGAUGCUGAAUUAGAGCAAAAGAGUCAGGAGUUAGAAAAAAAUCUUAUUAUACCUAAGGACUGUAAUGCAUCCAGAGAUGAAAAUGAUUCUUGUACUGACAGUACGAUAAAAGACCAAGGUGUAGACAAAAAAGAAAAUAAUUCCAAAAUGGGAUUAAAUUCUUUGGGAGAUAAGAAUACAAACUUGUCAAGCUGUUCCCCUGUACAACGUGGUACAGGGCCUUUGAUCCAUGCUGAAGUACGAGACCUUUCUAGAAAUGAGGAAAAUGUGAAAAUUUCUGAAAAUACCAAGGAAGUGAUUCCACAAGCAGAAGAUGAUGCAUCUGAGGUACAAAAGGAUGUUAGACUUCUUCCAGAAGCAGGAGGUCCCGAGGAGGAACAAGAAGGGAUUUCACAGUCUGAAGACAGCGAUUCUGAUGGAAGCUUUAUUGAAGUGGAUACUGAAAGCAGUAAUGAGGCUGAGUUUCCUACUAACUGUGAUGGAAAACUGCAUGAUGAAACAGCACUUCCAGAGGUGGAGACAGACAGACAUGAUGUGGUCACACAGGACUUGCUGAAGGAGUCUGAUGAAGUGCAGUUGGCAAAUGAUCAGAAUGUUGAAAGAAAAGACGAUAAUAAAGAUGCAGACAACGAGUGGCAAGACAUCAACCUGGAAGAACUAGAAGAAUUGGAAAGUCAUCUUUCAGCUGAGCAGAAUAUGCUUGAGGCUCAAAAACAGCAGCAGGAACGCAUUGCUGCUUCUGUAACAGGACAGAUGUUUCUGGAAAGCCAGGAACUCCUCCGCCUGUUUGGUAUUCCAUAUAUUGAAGCUCCAAUGGAGGCAGAGGCACAGUGUGCUGUAUUGGACCUUACUGAUCAGACCUCUGGGACAAUCACUGAUGAUAGUGACGUCUGGUUAUUUGGUGCACGACAUGUUUAUAAAAAUUUCUUCAGUCAAAACAAAUACGUGGAAUAUUAUCAGUAUGUGGAUUUUCAAAACCAGCUUGGGUUGGAUCGAAACAAGCUAAUUAAUUUGGCAUACCUGCUUGGAAGUGACUACACUGAUGGCAUCCCAAAUGUUGGCUUUGUAACAGCAAUGGAGAUUUUAAAUGAAUUUCCUGGACAUGGAUUGGAACCUCUCUUGAGAUUUGCUGAGUGGUGGAAUGAAGCUCAGAAAAAUAAGAAAGUGAGACCUAAUCCACACGAUACCAAAGUCAAGAAGAAGCUGAGAGAGCUGCAGCUUUCUUCAGGUUUCCCAAAUCCAGCAGUGGCAGAAGCAUACCUGAAGCCUGUGGUGGAUGAGUCAAGGGGUUCAUUCACCUGGGGGAAGCCUGAUGUAGAGCAGAUCAGAGAUUUCUGUUAUGAUCACUUUGGCUGGACUAGAACAAAGGUAGAUGAAAUCCUUUUGCCUGUGAUAAAACAGCUGAACUUGCAGCAGACUCAGCUUCGAAUUGAUUCAUUCUUCAGACUAGCACAGCAUGAAAAACAAGCUAUUAAAAGUCAGAGGCUGCGCAGGGCUGUGACUUGUCUGAAGAGAAAGGAAAAAGAAGAAGCUGAUGAAACCGGGGAGGCUGCUGCUGUUACAGGCUGUGAAAAUCAUCAACCUGGGGCAACAGAAGUCCAAAGUGGAAAGAGAAGAAAACAUUCAGAUUCCAGAAAAGAACAUCUAUAUGGAGGGGGUUUUAUUGAGAGUUUGCAUCUUUCAGAAACUUCUAGUGACUCUUCAGUAGAGCAGCUGGAAAGCAGACAUUUAAGCAAGAGCAAAAAGAGAAGAAAUGUCACUGGAGCAGACCAUAAGGAGAAGGGGUGCAGUAGUUCAAGUGAUGAGGAUGAAGAACAGGGAAACGUAGUCAUGGUGACUGCCAAACCUGUGUUUGAAGGCAGAAAAAAGAAAUCACAGAGCAAGAGAGGAAAUAAAAAGAAAAAAAAUUAAAGAAAAACUUAAAAAUGUGAGACUGUGGCCACAGUUUUUUUUAUGCCUUAAGCUUUGUAAAUAUUCUAAUGAAUUCUGAUAAAUAAUAAA